Limulus polyphemus (Atlantic horseshoe crab) is the source of this 3330-nucleotide messenger RNA. It is a transcript of the gene eEFSec, whose product is annotated as selenocysteine-specific elongation factor-like. Gene Ontology annotation, molecular function: translation elongation factor activity; GTPase activity; GTP binding. The record is from RefSeq and is a predicted model, not a curated record. Bases 229 to 1980 code for a protein of 583 amino acids. NCBI's taxonomy places the organism in Eukaryota, Metazoa, Arthropoda, Merostomata, Xiphosura, Limulidae. The transcript has 7 exons. Gene Ontology annotation, biological process: selenocysteine incorporation.
UUCAGUGAUAAUUUUAAGAAGCAGUUUGAAUGUUAGGAUUUGCGAAGUAGCAAUGUGCAUGUAAAAUAUUAAUCACGUCUUUCUGAACAACUUAGACUGAGAAAAUGAGUUAUAUCAACGUUUAGAAAAGGAGUUUAGUUAUAAGCGUUCCUGUGCGUGAGUUUAAAUUAUAUGAAUAUUUAAACAGGUACUUAAAAUAAAAUCCCCUUUUCGAAAAUCGAAGCAAUCAUGGCGUCAGAUGUGUUGAAUAUUAACGUUGGAGUUUUAGGUCAUAUUGAUAGUGGAAAAACAGCUCUUGCUAAAGCUUUAAGCACAACUGCCAGUACUGCCGCAUUUGAUAAAAAUCCUCAAAGCAAAGAAAGAGGUAUUACUAUUGAUUUGGGAUUUUCAUCCUUUCAAGUGGAUUUUCCAGAAUGUCUUCGAGAUGAAACGACAGCGAACACGAGGUCUCUUCAGUUUACGCUUGUCGACUGUCCUGGGCAUGCUUCUCUAAUUAAAACCAUUAUUGGAGGAGCUCAAAUUAUUGACAUGAUGAUGUUGGUGGUUGAUGUGACAAAAGGGAUGCAGACUCAAACAGCAGAAUGUUUAGUGAUUGGUGAAAUUACAUGUGACAAAAUGAUUGUUGUUCUUAAUAAAAUUGACCUUCUUCCUGCUGAGAGGAAACUGAGCAUGAUUGACAAGAUGACCAAAAAGAUGCAGAAGACACUAGAGAAAACAAAGUUUGCAGAAGCUUCAGUUAUUCCUGUAGCUGCAAAACCAGGUGGACCAGAGGCAGGAGAAAUUGCACCAGUUGGAAUUCAAGACCUGAUUGAAAACCUGAUCAAACAGGCUUAUGUGCCUUAUCGAAAAUCUGCUGGUCCACUCUUGUUUUCUGUAGAUCAUUGUUUCUCUAUCAAAGGACAGGGAACAGUAAUGACAGGAACAGUGAUCCAAGGAAGUGUAUCAGUAAAUGAUACAAUAGAGAUGCCUUCCCUGAAAAUGACGAAAAAGGUGAAAAGUAUGCAGAUGUUUAAAAAGCCAGUGGAUACAGCCAUACAAGGUGGAAGAGUAGGAAUUUGUGUGACUCAGUUUGAUCCAAAAAUGCUGGAAAGAGGAGUUGUAUCUUCACCAGGAAGCAUAACAGUGACAUAUGCAGCAGUUGCUUCAGUUAAGAAAAUUCCCUACUUUAAAAGUACCUGUCGUACCAAAGCCAAGUUUCACAUCAGUCUGUUGCAUGAUACAGUGAUGGCAAAAGUCACCUUCUUUGGACUUGCAGCUAAUAUUAUUAAAGAAAAUUGUGACAAUCAAACUUCAGAUUUAAAAGAGAAGGAUGCAGAAGAUAUUUCUUAUUUUGACUUUUCCAAAGAAUACAAGUACCAGGAUGAAUUAUUUCCUGAAGGUUCAAGAAACUGUGAAGAAAAAUUAGUACAGAAUGAAAAUGGUUUUGUUCCUAUUCAACAGUUUGUUCUUUUAGAGUUUGAAAGACCAGUGCUUGUACCUCAUGGUGCACUUUUCAUUGGUUCAAAGUUAGAUAGUGAUAUCCAUGCUAAUAUUUGUCGAUUAGCAUUUUAUGGAUAUGUUCAAGAGCUUUUCACUGACAUCAAAUAUACAGAGAAUGGCUUACCAAACUUAAAAAUUUACAAACAAAAAAUGAAAGAAGGAGUUGUUGAAAGGAUUGUUAAUGACCAAGAAGUGAUUGGAAAAUCACUUUUUAAAAAGGAAACAAAUAUUCAGACAUUUAUUGGUUUAAAUAUAAAUUUAUCAACUGGAGAAAGUGGAAAAAUUGAUGGAAGCUUUGGGCAGAGUGGAAAAAUUAAAAUCUAUAUUCCAGAUGGGCUUAAAGAAUCAACUAAGUCUCUUCUAUCAACAACCAAGAAGAAGGGAAAGGGCAAAGAAGAAUUAGCCAUGUCAGCACACACUAAUGUUGACCAACAUGUAAAACUUCAGCUGACUUUUAAAAGAUAUAUCUACGAUACAAAGAAAAGGAUGAUUCAAUUAUAACAUUUGUUUUUAAAAGUGAUAUGUUUUCUUGUUAUUGAGAUAUUCAAAGUCUAUCAUGUUAAAAGAAUUAUGAAAAGAUUAUGUAUUAAUUGACUUGAUUUGCUUUAUAGCAAAAAAAAAACUGAAAUGAUGAGUGGCUUGAUAUAUAAUAUUUAAUCAGCUUCAAGACUAAGUAGGUUCAACAAAAAUAAAUUAUAUUAGAUUGUUCUUCUGAUUUGGAAUCCAAAAAAAUACCACUUUUUAUUAUAUUUUUGUGUGAACAGGCAUCUGUCAAAAGUGUAUAAUAUGCUUACAGUUCUGCAGUUUUAAAGCAGCAUUCAGAAAUAUAUAUAAAAGUAGUAAAUAAGUAUUUUAUUAACAUGUAUGGAAGUAAGCAAAAUGAAUAAAAAUGAAACUACUUUUUGUACUUAGAAAACAGAUACCGUGUUAUUAGCUAUUGAUACAAGCACAAGAUAACUUUUUCUUUGUACUUUCUGAACUAAUUUAUUGAUACCAUAUACUGAUUCAUUUAUAUGUAUAGUGGAAGUAUGAUUACAACACUGCUCAUUUAUAUUGAUAUAUAUUAUCACUGUUUCAGAUUCUCUAGGGUUAUUUAAAUGGAAAGGACUAUGUAUUUUCCAUUUGUAAUUUUGCAGUUUUAUUGAUUAGCAUAAUUUGACACAUUUCUGUGUAAAAUUGUAAUAAUUCUUGCAGAAUCCAUUAGAGAUACGCACAAAGACCCCAUAAAAUUAGUCACAAAAAUUUUAACUUUAGUAAUAUGGCAAAAUUGGUCCUUUAAUAGAUGGUCAAUGUGUAAAAACAAUAUUAUACUUGUGUGUCUAAGAUUCUGAAACUAAAAGAGCCAAUGUAAUAAUUAAAUUUGUUAUAAUAUUUCUAGAAUCUAAUGGUGCUGUAUACUUUUGCAAAGAAAGUAAUCAACUUUAAUGUAUAUAAUAAAUGCAAACUUCAAAUGUGUACAUAUGCAAAUUACAGUUCAUUUUUAAAAAUAAAGUUAAAAAGUACUAACAGCAUUUUAUUUACAUAAUUGGCUUCUGUUUCAAGAGCUGUGGAUGGUUCAACAUUUACUUUAUAGUUUUAAGUUUUAUCUAACAAAAGGAGCCAUGCCCUAGUAAUUUUUUUUAAUUUUGACCAUGUAAGUCAUUUAAUUCAACAACUGCAGUCAUAUCUGUGUAGUUGAUAUUUUAGUUAUCUCUCUCUUUGUUUUUUCUAAAGCCAGAAGUGUUCCAAACUCUCAAACUUGGUAGUGUUCCAUCAAAUAUAUAUACCACAGUCAUUUUCAAUUUUUCCAGGAAGCAAAGUAGUGUGAAACUGUGAAAUUGAAUAAAAAUUGAAUAAAAAAUAUGCUGAAUG